GAGAGAGAGAGAGAGAGAGAGAUGGCGCCUCGAUGCUGCGCUCACUGAGCCAGUGUUUGAUGCCGGUUAGAGAGAUUCAGUAAGGGCAGACAAAAGGAAAAAUAAGAUGGUGAACACGAGGAAAAGCUCGCGGGUGCGCACCGGUCCCUUCAUCUCUUCGAGGACUAGGUCGUCGUCGAGAUCCGAGCGAAACUCUGAUGAACAUAAGGAUCCCGGUAGUGAUGUGAGCAGCCCCAGUAGUCCCCGUCUUUCUCCCCCUUCCAAGCGGUCACGGCGGCAGAUUACCUCUGAGCCCAGCUCCAGUGAUACCUCCCCAUCUCCUCAAACUAAGGGUCAGAGGGUCAGCUGGGACAUUCCCACCUACCACACCAGGCUGUCCUCUCGCAUAAUGCAAAACGGGCACGCCCAUAUGAGUCACCGGAGUGAGGACAGCGGAGGUGGAGAUCAUUCUCGAAUGAAUGGUCACGUGGAGUUGAAGAGGAGCUGCCGGGUUAGAAAAAGCCAAUUUCAACACCUCAACCAGAGCCUGCUGUUUGACCAGCUGGUCAACAGCACUGCUGAGGCUGUCCUUCAGGAGAUGGACAACAUCAGCAGCAUCAGACAGAACCGUGAGGUGGAGAGACUUCGCAUGUGGACUGGAGACACCGUGGAGGAAAACAUGGACAUGUACUCCCGAGUGAAGCGACGGAAAUCUAUGCGCAGGAGCAAUUUCAGCAUGCCAGCACACCACAAAGUCAUGGGCAAAACAGAGCAGGAAGAGGAAGAAGGGACAGAAGAAUCUCACGGCGAGGAAGAGGAGGAUGCAGAGGACGAUGAUGAUGAAGAUGACGAAGACGAUGAAGGGGAUGAAGCAGAAGAAGCAGGAGAGGAAAAUGACAGACCAUACAACCUUAGGCAGCGCAAGACGGUGCAGAGAUAUGAGGCACCACCUAUUGAGCCUGUGAGCAGAAGACAGAGCAACCCCUCACUUUUUGAUACCCACAGAUCCCCUGCAAGAAGAAGCCAUAUAAGAGUGAAGAAACAUGCCAUUCACAGCAGUGACACCACCUCGUCCUCGGAUGAAGAGCGGUUUGAGCGGAGGAAAAGCAAAAGCAUGACCCGCGCUAGAAACAGAUGUUUGCCAAUGAACUUGACGGCAGAAAACCUGGCUAGUGGGGUUUUGCGUGACAGGGUGAAAGUGGGUGCCAGCUUGGCUGAUGUGGAUCCCAUGAAUCUUGAUAGUUCUGUGAAAUUUGACAACGUGGGUGGCCUCAGUAAUCACAUUCAGUCACUUAAAGAGAUGGUAGUGUUCCCUCUGCUUUACCCUGAGAUCUUUGAGAAAUUCAAGAUUCAGCCUCCCAGGGGGUGUUUGUUCUACGGCCCACCAGGUACAGGAAAGACCCUGGUUGCACGAGCACUUGCCAAUGAAUGUAGCCAGGGAGACAGGAAAGUUUCCUUCUUCAUGAGGAAAGGAGCCGACUGCCUCAGCAAAUGGGUGGGGGAAUCAGAACGUCAGCUGCGUCUGCUCUUUGAUCAGGCAUAUUUGAUGAGGCCAUCCAUCAUUUUCUUUGACGAGAUUGAUGGUUUGGCUCCUGUUCGCUCCAGCAGGCAGGACCAGAUACACAGUUCUAUUGUAUCCACUCUGCUGGCCUUGAUGGAUGGCUUGGACAGUCGUGGGGAGAUAGUGGUCAUUGGUGCUACAAAUAGACUUGACUCUAUCGAUCCAGCACUCAGGAGGCCUGGACGCUUUGACCGGGAGUUUCUGUUCAACCUGCCCGACAAGAAGGCCAGAAAGCACAUCUUGGAUAUUCACACACGAGACUGGAGUCCCAAAUUGGCUGGGCCAUUUGUAGAAGAACUUGCAGAGAAAUGUGUUGGCUACUGUGGGGCCGACAUCAAAGCACUUUGUACAGAGGCAACUUUGGUGGCACUACGUCGCUGCUACCCGCAGAUCUACGGCAGCAGCGUCAAACUGAAGCUGGAUAUCACCUCCAUCGUCCUGGGGCCUGGCGACUUCAGCAAGGCCAUGAGGACAAUCGUCCCAGCCUCCCAGAGGGCACUGGCUCCCCCAGGCCGAGCCCUGUCCCCCACCCUCAGGCCCCUACUGGCUAGCUCUUUCUCCUUGGUGCUGAAAGCUCUGCUCCGAGUCUUCCCCCAUGCUCAGUGUACUGACAGGGACAACUCACGUGGCGGUGACAAUCAACUGCUUGAAGAGGAAUUUUACAGCGAAGAUGACAAUGAGGAAGGCUCUGCUUCCAUCUAUGAAGCCGAGCCUGCUGCAUCCCCAAAACAGUCUUCUUCUGUAGUGCCCAGACCCUUCCUCCAUUUCUCACGCUCUGCCCUCCAACAGCCCUCAGCAUUCCGGCCUCGUCUGCUGUUGGCCGGGCCCUCUGGCUCAGGACAGAGCUCCCACUUGGCCCCUGCAUUGCUGCACCAUCUGGACAAGCUGCCAGUGCACCGCCUGGACUUGCCCACACUCUACUCUGUCAGUGCUAAGACACCGGAAGAGUCAUGUGCUCAGGUUUUCCGAGAGGCCUGUCGGAGUGUACCCAGUGUGGUGUUCAUGCCACAUAUCUCCGAGUGGUGGGAGAAAGUGGGCGACACUGUGAAGAGCACCUUCCUCACCCUGCUACAGGAUGUGCCCUCAUUCAGUCCGGUCCUUAUCCUUGCCACUGCUGAGACUCACUACUCACACCUGUCAGAAGAGGUGAGUAGUAUGUUCCAGAGGACCUAUGGUGAGGUAGUAACGCUGUGCCCUCCAGAAGAAGAGGACAGGAGGAGCUUCUUCUCUGACUUGCUGCUGGUCCAAGCAACCAGGGCUCCACUACGCCUCAGGAGUGCGGAGAGGUGUGAAGAGGUUCUGCCAGUGGCAGAGGCUCCAGGUCCCAGAGUGCUGUCGGCAGAGGAGCAGCGCCGCCUGGCUGAACAGGAGGAGAAGACGUUACGGGAGCUCAGGCUCUUUCUCAGGGAUGUGACCAAACGCCUAGCCACUGACAAACGUUUUAACAUCUUCAGCAAGCCAGUUGACAUUGAGGAGGUGUCAGACUACCUUGAAGUGAUUCGGCAGCCCAUGGACCUGUCUACUGUCAUGACCAAGAUUGACACUCACAAGUACCUGACAGCAAAAGACUUCCUUGUGGAUAUUGACCUCAUCUGCAGUAAUGCUCUAGAAUACAACCCUGACAAGGACCCUGGAGACAAGGUGAUCAGGCACCGAGCGUGCAGUUUAAAGGACACAGCCCACGCUAUAAUUGCUGCGGAGCUUGAUCCAGAGUUUGACCGUAUGUGUGAAGAGAUCAAGGAAGCACGCAGGAAGAGAGACCCCCAGACACCAGCUCAGCCGACGGCAGUUCCAGGCGCUGUGGCAACCAGAAAGCACCAAACUAUAGGAGAAGAGACGGCCAAGAGCAGCACUCAGGGCGAGGCCACUGACAAACAGUGCACCAGCACCACGAAUCAUGUGAAGCGUAAGAUUCGCCGGCGGCCCUCUUGGGGAAGGGGUAUUAUCAGAAAGAAGAAGAGCUACAAGAAAGGAAUAGAAGAGGAGGAGGAUGAGCCUGAGGCAGAAGUGGAAGCUGCAGGACCGAGUGACUCAUGUUUGACACAAGAUGAGGAAUCAUCGUGUGACACUACUGGUCCCCAACCCAAUGGCCACCAUCCCCAUCUCCCCUCCACAGAGGAGGAGAGCUCCAAUGAGCCUCCUGUUGAGGCCAGAGAAGCCAGAGAAGAACCAGCAUCUAAGGAGGAGCUGUCCACAGCCAAGGAGGGAGAGUCUGAGAACACAAAGGAACACCACGAGCUGCAUUGUCUUGCUGGCACUUCUCAUCCCAACAUGGACAGUGAUAGCCAGGCCAAGCAGGCGGACUGCCAGCCUUUGACAGAAACGUCUGAAUCCUCAGACGCAGAGGCCCAGUCCAAGCACACAGAGGAUCUUGCAGUAUCACACGUGGACUGUGUGAAUGGAAAUGAGUCAAUGGACAGUCUGGACUCACAGAACCUCAAGAGGAGCAGUAAGCAGGAGAAAAGGACUCCCCUGAGCGUGGCUGCCAGCUUGGACAUGCCAGAACAGGAGGAGUACAAAGACAAACUUGAGAGCCAUCCUACUCAGGGGCACCCUCUUCAGGACGGGAGGGCAGUAACUGAAAGUGCAGAAGAAGAUCAAGACAAAGAAGGGGGUUCCAAAGAGAGGAGCUCCUCAGAGCAACUGAAGGGAUCUGCUGAACAGACUGAGGAUGAGCCACAACCGGUUCCUCCACAUCCUCCGGUAGUGGUAGACCACCAGCAACUCUUGGUGCUACUGGACAUGGCGGUGAGGAAGAGCGACGGCUACAGUGUGGAGCAGCUGGAGAGACUGUACUCUCUCCUCAGCCAGUGUAUCUACAAGUACCGCAGAGAGUAUGACAAGACCCAACUACUGGAGGACUUGGAGGACCGAAUCCAGCAUUUUGAUACAUUCCUGUGAGAUGGAGAACAUUUAUCAGGUCAACCCUGAAACAGCCUGGGACCACAAAGACAAAAAACACAAACUGACUCAGUGAAAGUGAACGAGCUUCUAAAAUCCAGCCCUCAACACAGAAAUCAAACACGGGAAUCCCCACGUCCUCCUUUUUUGCCGGGAGGGAGCACGAGGACAGAGACAUUCAAAUGGUGCUAUCGUCUCAGGAACCUGGCCAGAUCCAGACCCAUUCUACACAACCAAACUCCUGGAGGUGUGUCAGACACACACACAUACACACCCACGGUGACGGGCAACUCUGGUGCUACUCGGGUGCUAUCCUAACUUUGAUCCAUGCUGCUCUCGCGAUUACUUCUUAACUUGGACGAUUAGCAAAACCAACAGAUUGGGUGAUGUCAUAUCGCAACCUGGCGGCUUCUUGCCGGAAGCAAGCCAUGCACACAUGCACACAUGCACACACACACAAGAUUGGGGAUGCAUGUAUAUCUACAAACACACACACACACAUUUGGAUUCUCACCAGCAAAAGUGUGAAUGCUAAAUGCCGCUCGAAGAAGUUAGAAGAUAUUCUGAAUGGCUGAACUACAUUAUUGCUGAGCUCAUCUUGCUCUCAAGUGCAAGAGCUCUUCAUCAUAGGCCAGUUUUAUGUGGAUCUCUUCUCUUGUUUUUCUUUCUUUCUUUCUUUCUGUUCCUGCCAUUUCAGCGACUCAAUUAGUUCAGUAUCUGAGCCACCGUCAUGAACACUCACCCACGACUGGAGUUUACAAAAACUUUUUGGUGCAAGCAUCAACCUGCUGAGGUUAGCACAGCAGGAGUAGAAGUGAUUAUAUCCUCUUCAUUACAGCAGUCAUCAGGUGUGGAAAGCUGUUAGCCCCCUCAGUGUUUGUCUCAAUGUCACUGUCGAGAGU
Solea senegalensis (Senegalese sole) is the source of this 5343-nucleotide messenger RNA. RefSeq names its product ATPase family AAA domain containing 2B (gene atad2b). Gene Ontology annotation, biological process: positive regulation of transcription by RNA polymerase II. NCBI's taxonomy places the organism in Eukaryota, Metazoa, Chordata, Actinopteri, Pleuronectiformes, Soleidae. Bases 107 to 4441 code for a protein of 1444 amino acids. Gene Ontology annotation, cellular component: nucleus. The record is from RefSeq and is a predicted model, not a curated record. The transcript is spliced from 28 exons. Gene Ontology annotation, molecular function: histone binding; ATP hydrolysis activity; ATP binding.